AUGACUAUGGCGGUCGGAUUCUUGUCGCUUCCUACAGAGCUCAUAUGUCACAUUCUAAUCCUUCUCAACCCCAGGGACAUUAUUCGCUGUGCAAUGACCUGCAAUAUCUUUUGGCUUGCGGUCCGGAAUUCUGUCUACAUUCAAUGCAAGCUUGAAAUUUAUGCUCAAAGCUUGAUUAAUACUGGGACCGCUACCACGAAUUCGACCGGCGUUGCCAGAAAGACUUUGUGUUCGCUCAAGAAAUUGGCAUCUUUGUGGCGAUCUGACUUCCAUGCGACCACUACCUUUGAAACAGUGGUCACUACUGCUGCCACAUGGGAAAGCACGUUACCGAUACAAGAUGUGAAAUGUGGGCUUUGGUGGUCACACUCGCUGGGCGAAAAUAAAUUCUACAUUCAGGGUUGCGACUCGAAUCCUACACUCUCCCGGACAUGGUCUAUCGGUGAUGUCGAGGGCUUUCUUACUACCUUCGACCCUCUGCAGGAUCUUAUGGUUGUGUGUUCUGAGCAUGAUUAUUAUGUCGCUGUGACCGAUGCAACACAAGAUUACCAUGUCUGUUGGGUGGAGUUCCGACUGGCUUCGUCCCAGCAUCCACAUCCGAGUGCUGAGUGCACUUCCUUGGAGUGCAAGCAUACCUUUGAUGCACCUGGCGAUUACCGUGCUGCUUUGUCACCGCCUGUAAUCUGUGGUGAUCGCGUAUUUAUCCUCUAUUACAUAGAGAACACAGCGGAUGACUGCCAUCCUGAGCCUGUGUCCGGCAUGUUCAUACAAGUGAUCAAUUGGAGGAAGGGAUAUGUGAAUAGGCAUUUUUUAUGUCGAUUGGGUGUCUGCGAGUUAGAUCUUUUCUAUCUAGUUGAUGAACAGAAGCUUGUCGUCAUUGGCCCAGAAGGCUCGAUAUACUUGUACACGUUACAAGGGCUCAAUGGGUCGCCCCAGUGCCGAAUCAUAUAUCACCUUCCCAAGAUCUUCCAUCUAUCAUUGUACAACUGCCAGGUCAAGGUUCAUGGCCACCCGUCACUGCAUGGCAAAGCAGCACGCCCAGGACUCAUGCCGAGUUAUGUGCCCUCCCUGGAGUCACAGAUUAUGGUUUUAGAGUUUCUUCCCAAAGCGGGGAAAGCUAUCCUAGUCAUCGAUAUGGCCAUCUUCUCUGACAUGGCCCUGCGCUCAGAUAUGCUCGUCGAGAUUCCCUGGUCAGAUUGGGGACCUCAGUAUGCGUCCUACUUUCCGCACCACGAAAGCUACGAUAUCAGCGUGUUUGGCAGCAAAAUGGCCUAUGCUCUUCCCCAAGAUCAUAUCCCGAAUCCUGGUCAAACACUGGAAGGGCUCUCCAGUGAGGGUUACUUCUAUGUGCAUAUCUGGGACUUCAAUAAGCGAGUCAUUGCUCGUUCGGAAUGUGUCAACGAUCCUGACUCACCGGAUCUUCGCAUUUGCAAGCCGGGUCGGAUGAUUGACUCCUUUGGUGAAGAUAUCGUCUCGAAUCGUGCAUACAUUGCAACAGUCUGUCGUACGCCAUUUCCGACAGCUGGCUCCAGGAUGUUCUUGGAACAGGAUCAGCUUACUGUGACAUCGGCUCGGCAACAUGAGAUUAGUAUUCAGGUCAUUUCCCCCAUCCAGACAGAUAUUGGCUCGGACCUUACAGAACAGACAGUUUGGAGUAAAACGGUGGGACUCAGCGACGCCGAUGUAGUUUUAUGA
Molecule: messenger RNA, 1695 nt
Organism: Suillus plorans
Lineage: Eukaryota; Fungi; Basidiomycota; Agaricomycetes; Boletales; Suillaceae
Exons: 4
Coding region: 1-1695 (564 amino acids)
Molecular function (GO): protein binding
Source: RefSeq, a predicted model, not a curated record